This is a messenger RNA of Phlebotomus argentipes, 2326 nucleotides long. RefSeq lists its product as uncharacterized. NCBI's taxonomy places the organism in Eukaryota, Metazoa, Arthropoda, Insecta, Diptera, Psychodidae. The transcript is spliced from 3 exons. Bases 258 to 2144 code for a protein of 628 amino acids. The record is from RefSeq and is a predicted model, not a curated record.
CAACGCCUCUCGUGUCUCUCUGCCACCCAGACAUUUGUCCCCUCCUCCUUCCAGUGCCCACAAUCAUCAUAUGAUUUGAUUCACAGCCUCUCGAAAUUGCCAUACAUUCCAAAGUCACUUCUCAAAUCAGUUUCACAUUGAAUUCUGCGUCGAGGUGCAGAUAUAAACAUUUGCUGCUUAGACUGUACUUUUGGGUGUCUUUGCCUUUUGCAAUAGUGAAAUAAACAAACCUCCCAGCGCGAGGGUGGCUCAAAAAUAUGGAUGGUGUGCUUUUUUUGAUAAUAAUUCCCACAGAGAAGGAGGAGGAGAAUCUCAGUGAGAAGAAAGUGUCCUUCUUCAGCAAGGACUCCUUCACACCUGAAGAUCACAAGAAUACUAAAAAAUCUGAAAAUGCUGCAAAAGGCCACACAGAGGCUGAAGACAACGCCACAGAAUCUUCACCGACGGACAAAUUGCUCAAUAAACACGAAAAAGCGACAAUAAUUCCCGCGCAGAACAGAAAUGAGCGAUUGCGCGAAGUUGUGCUUCAGAAGGCGAGCCAAGAGGCAACGAAGGACACUCACGAGCUCAAUAUUCCGCCAGAAUCCUCAAUGGAGCGCGUCCUUGAGGAAAUAAUUGCCAGAGGGAAGAUUUCCGGAGCCGCCUGGACGGAGGUUCGCAAAAGCCAAAAGUGGCAGAUCAUUUUCACACUGGAGAAUGGACACAGGUGCGAUCGGGUCACGCAGUGGCUGAGCGAGUGGGGCAUCGGCUAUCGUGAGGGCUCCACCAUCACGCUCACGCCCUGCACCGUGCACGACUUUGCGGCGGAUGCCGCGAGUCGGACGGCCUCGCAGACGGAUCUGGAGCACAAGGAGGGCAUCUGGGAGAGAUUCGUGGCUUCGGUCACGGCUCGCCUCAAUGUCGCGCAACUGGUGGAUCAAGUGAGGGUCAAUGCAGAGAUUCGAUUCGAUUUCGUCACACUUAUCGUCGUGGCCGCCCUCCUCGCAGGAUUCGGCCUGGUGGAGAACAAUUCCCUUUUCCUGGCAGCCAGCAUGCUCAUCUCUCCUUUGAUGGGCCCCAUCGUGGCGGCGACAUUCGGAACAGUGAUCAAGGAUCGAAACCUGACGAAGUUAGGAGUCACGAAUGAACUUCUAGGGAUUCUCCUUAGCAUUCUGGUGGGAUUUUCCUUUGGUCUGAUUGUGUGCAUUUUCGACGGAUACUAUGGGCUCCAGAAGGGAUUAACGCCGGAAAUGUUGAGCCGAUGUGAGCUCCACUCUCUUGUUGUGGGCAUCUUGAUUGCUCUGCCUUCGGGAGCGGCUGUGGCGAUAGGGAUUCUGGGCGAGAAUGCUGGCUCACUGGCUGGAGUGGCGAUUUCGGCGUCCCUCUUGCCGCCAGCUGUCAACUCUGGGUUUCUGUGGGCCGUGGCGGCGUUCUACAAUCUGUUCGGCCAGGAGUCCGACACCAGAUUCAGAGACCUCGUGAAGACAUCUCAGUACUCAAGUCACCAGUUUACGGAACUGAUCCUGCAGGCCACAGUCAGCCUCGGCGUGACUCUCACCAAUGUCAUCUCCAUCUAUUUAAUGGGCGUCUUCAUCCUGCGGAUCAAGGAAGUCGCUCCCAUGGUCACGAAAACGCACACACACUUCUGGAAGCACGACGUCAAGAUUGCCAGAGACUACAACAAGACCUGCCAAUUUGACGAUGCCGAGUCCCUCAGGCAGAACCUCGAACGCGAAAUUGACGGCUUCGAAGCGCACUCAGAGAAUCACGGAAGCGAUGUGCGGGCGGAGAUCAGAAGGAGGAUGAGCAGAGGAGCGCUUAUGCCACUUAGCACUGGAAAUCAGAACACAUGGGGCGCUCUGGUGCAGCCUCCGUCCACUCGCCCCACAAUACAGGACAUUGAGGCUCUUUACCGGGACAACAUCUAUCCAAAAUUACCUGAGCGUGUCCGCAGCAGCUUCCUCAUCCCUGACACGCGCGAUGGGGCGCCGUUUUUCCGCAGAAGCUCCAUGCCGGCCGCUUCCAUUCGCACCAAAAGCACCAAGCCCAAAUUGGGCAGAAUCACAGAGAUGAACAACCAACACGACGAGCCACAAACACCCAGAGGCACGAAGAAAACUUUCACGGUACUUUCGGUGGAGAACGAAGAGAACGGGGCGAAAUAAGAGUUACAAAAGUGUGGAGAAAAGCUAUCAAGAGCGGUAAACAUACAAAAUGAUGGCGCCGCGGCGGAUUGGCCAAAAUACAGAAAAAACUGUAAGGUGCGAAAACAUCGAAUUUUUAAUGCAUUCAUCAAAUUGGUAAUGAAAUAAAUUGUGAAUUUUUACGGCCUUUAAAUUAUUUUACU